AUGUUCGUAAAUAACGGUGAGAGAGAUAGAAAAGGUGAGAGAGAAGGGCAGCAGCGGAGGAAGCCUAUCGAUUUUGGAGAGAGCAAUUCCAGAGAUUUCGACAAGGAUCGAGGAGAGGAAGAGGAUAGGAGAAAGGAGAAGAGGAGGGAUUUGUCUAGGUUUUUAUUUCAGAUAUCGGCUCCAAGAAUUCCAGUUUUCCUCGUCUCUAAUCGAUUAAAGAUAUUGAUUGAUGCUUUUAGUGGUAGUUUGAACUUGGAGACUUGGAACAGAUUGUUUUCACAAAGAGGAUUGUUGCAAAAGCUGGAGACUUGGUUGAGGCUGUUUCCAGAAGAUGAUGAAAUCAUAUUCUUUCUUGGGUUCAGAAUGGAUGGCUCUAUGUCAAUGGUUCAUUGCGGUGCCGUUUGUACUGCAUGGCGUUUGCUUCUCACUGAUCCCCAGCUUUGGCAUACAAUUGACUUAUCCUCCAUGAAAUCUAAUUUCAUCGACACCCGUGGCCAUCCCUAUGUUUAUGUUACUGAAAAGUCGGAUUUGAUAUUGAAUUGCUUUCUGAAGAGUGCAACAAGUCAUAGCAAGGGGUGCACAACCCGCUUGAUUUUGCAUCCCAACUUGUACCUGCCUAAUGAUCUCUUCACUUACGCUGCUGAAAGAUCCCCGAAGCUGAAAAGACUGGUGAUGCCGGCAUGGAACAGAAUAGAUAAAGAUGGAAUCCGCAUGGCCAUUGCUUGUUGGAAAGACCUUGAGUCCCUCACAAUAGAGUACAUUAGCGACGGGAUCUUUUCAUAUCUCAUCCACGAGAUUUCAAACAACUGCAAGAAUUUCAGAGAGCUGAAGUUGAUGACAGCUUCUGACUCUCAGAUAACUUCAAUAGUGAAUGCUAGUCUAAAGCUGAAAGUUUUGAGCCUCCGAUGCUCGAAUGUCUUACAGGAGCAUUUGACUGCUAUAUUGGAUCGUUUUUGUGAUCUGGAAGUUCUUAAUAUAUCACAUUGCCGUGUGAUGGAAGCUCUACGUCCAGAUCGACCAGAUGGAAGAAGGGUCCUUUCAGAACUUGAUCCAUUGAUUCUUGAAAAAGUUUCUAGGUUGAAAAAGUUGAAAAAGUUUAUGACUUGCAUGCCAUUUGAUGGUUGGUGCAUCAUGUGCGAUAGGGCCAGAAACGACGAGGGGUACAUGAAGUGGUACAAAUAUGAACCAGAGCUAUGGAAACAAGAUGAGCUCUGGAAAAGAGUCUUCAACUUAAUUAAGCUAGCAUGGCCGGAAUCCGCAACGCCAUUGCUUCAUGGAAACACCUCGAGUUCCUUACAAUAG
Messenger RNA from Fragaria vesca subsp. vesca, 1302 nucleotides. RefSeq names its product F-box/LRR-repeat protein At3g48880-like. Lineage: Eukaryota; Viridiplantae; Streptophyta; Magnoliopsida; Rosales; Rosaceae. The record is from RefSeq and is a predicted model, not a curated record. The coding region runs from base 1 to 1302 and encodes 433 amino acids. Gene Ontology annotation, molecular function: serine-type endopeptidase activity; protein binding. Gene Ontology annotation, biological process: thylakoid membrane organization. Gene Ontology annotation, cellular component: chloroplast thylakoid membrane. The transcript is spliced from 8 exons.